Messenger RNA from Lontra canadensis (Northern American river otter), 3305 nucleotides. RefSeq names its product LY6/PLAUR domain containing 6 (gene LYPD6). Gene Ontology annotation, biological process: positive regulation of canonical Wnt signaling pathway. The transcript is spliced from 7 exons. Gene Ontology annotation, molecular function: acetylcholine receptor inhibitor activity. NCBI's taxonomy places the organism in Eukaryota, Metazoa, Chordata, Mammalia, Carnivora, Mustelidae. The record is from RefSeq and is a predicted model, not a curated record. The coding region runs from base 336 to 851 and encodes 171 amino acids.
CCACGGCUCCGGCCGUGCGCUGGUGGGGCUCCGCAUUGCACACUCUGGGGGCGCCGCAGUGUUCGUGGGAUGGGGAAGCGGGCUGCCGCUGGCGGCCGGAAUCCGCGCUCAGCCCGGCUUAUACAUCAAAACUUCCUGGCACUGGUCAGACGGUGGUGAAAGCAGUGGGGCUGUGAUAAAGAUCGCUGCUUAAUGAGGAGCCGGACACGAAUGUAGCAAGUAAUCCUUCGGAAUAAAACCGGCAGUUGAGUAACUCAUGCAAAGGUGCGAAUUCCCUCCGGUGGUCCCAAGUUCUGGCUCCCAGGCCCUCUGUAUGAGUGACGCUUCAGUCUGCCAUGGAACCUGGCCCUGCCCUGGCCUGGCUCCUGCUCCUGAGCCUGCUGGCAGAUUGUCUGAAAGCCGCUCAGUCAAGAGAGUUCACAGUGAAAGACAUUGUCUACCUCCAUCCUUCAACCACACCAUAUCCUGGUGGAUUUAAGUGUUUCACCUGUGAAAAGGCAGCAGACAAUUACGAGUGCAACCGAUGGGCUCCAGACAUCUACUGUCCUCGAGAGACCAGAUACUGCUACACUCAGCAUACAAUGGAAGUCACAGGAAACAGUAUCUCUGUCACCAAACGCUGCGUCCCACUGGAAGAGUGCUUGUCCACUGGCUGCAGAGAUUCUGAACAUGAAGGCCACAAGGUCUGCACUUCCUGUUGUGAAGGAAAUAUCUGUAACUUGCCACUCCCCCGAAAUGAAACUGAUGCCACAUUUGCCACAACGUCACCCAUAAAUCAGACAAAUGGGCACCCACACUUCAUGUCAGUGAUGGUGUCCUGUUUGUGGAUGUGGUUGGGACUCACAUUAUAGCAGCUCCAAGGUGCCAUGUAUAGUAGCAGUCCAUGGAGAUUUCCAUGGUCCAUGGUCCAUGGUCAUUGCAUGAGUCAUUGGCUUGACAAUAGUUAGACAUGUGAAAACAUGACACUCACAUGUGUCUUCACAGCCAAACAUUUCCACCUACCAUGAGGAACAAGCAUUGCUUCAGUGCAGUCAUUCCAAGCCCAAGACCUCAUCAAAGCCAGCCUGCCCCCAAACAAACCCUGAGUUGUAUACCACAAACCUUUCUUUUCACUCCAGGAAAUAAGUCUGCAUUUAUUGAGAUCUGAGGCUCUUAAUGUGGAAUACAUGCAUGAUCCAUAGGGGGUCCUGGGAUCCUCUGAGAUAUUAGACAGUAUGUUAUACAGACAUGCAUAGAUAUGUGUUCUUCAGGAGAAAGGUAAAGGACCACUGGUUUAAAUAUAAUCAUGAAUUUAUUUAUAGCUUUAGAAUUGUAAAACUUUGAUUCUGAAAUGAAUGGACUAUUUCCUUGGAGAUUCUGACUCAGUCAGAAUCUCUGGAAAAGUAGUAAGCAGUUGUCCAACUUAAUUUUCCCAACAUUCUUCUCCCAAUGGUGGGAAUCAAAGUCCCUCUGCUCUGUGCAAGAAAUAAAAACCAAUCAUAAGUUUGUUGCAUAGGGGGAGGGGUAGCUGGAGAAGGAUCUUUCCCAACUUAAUGGAACUAGCAUCCACAAAGUAGCUGUGUAUCCUUUCAUUAUAAUUGGUGAGAUUGGCCUUGAUUUGGAACCUCAUUGUGCUCCAUGAGAUCCUGAAUUCUACCUGGGCCAAAGGGUAUCCUAAGAGUCCUAAAGCAGGAAGGGGUUUUCUCCACUCAUGGGGUUCUAUUCAGGCAUAGCUAGAAUAGACACAGGAUUUCAGAAUGAAAGGAUAGAGAUAUGUGGAGGUUGACCCAAGUUCGCUAUGAGGGCCCAGUCAGUGGCUUAGCCAGAUCUCCCAUCUGCACUUCAUAUUGCCAGAGAGCACUCCCGGGUUCUUCCUCUUUCAAAUCCCCAGUGACUUUAGGGAGAAGGUUCUGCAUCACAUUAUCUCAAGAUUGAUAGGGAAAGAAGACAAUAUCCUAAGACAAGAAAUAGGUGGCAAGUCGGGUGAUGGUGAGACUAGUAAGAAGAUCCAGUGGGAAUUUUUCUUUCAUUUGGGUGAUUGCUUUUGAAGUAGAUGGUAAACUUUUGCCAUCCUUCCUAUACUUUUUGCCUGAGUUACAACUUGUUCUUCUUCCUUGUAAAUCAUUUAUACAAUAUUUAUUUUUGUAUGGCAUAACUAGAAACUUAAAUAUAUUGUAAAAUAUUCUUUAUUAUGAAUGAAAUGACCAAAUGAGAAUACUUAUUUUCAACAGUGGUAGAGCCUAUGAUAUAUGUUUUUUCAAAGUUAUCUAUAAUACUUGCACCAGUGUUGAAAAACAAUUAACUUAUGUUUGAGUGAGAGGAAUGCAUUGGCCUUAAGGGUUUUUGCUCAUGGUUUCUUCCAUGGUAUUGUCCCAGAAGUAUUCAGGUGGUGAUCAUCACUGGUAUGAGUUUCUCUGCAGGGUUAUGGAGUAUAUCUGCAUGAAAUUUGGUGGAGCCAUCAUUGUCGGGGUCCAUCUGCCCUACACAGGAAAAUGUGUGUGGCUUAUAAUAUGAGACCCCCUCAGGGAUUACCAGAUAUAAACUGACAAUGGUAACUCUGAUAUAAAAUAAUCUAAAUUGCAUCAAAUGGCCUUAAAUCAGAGUUUGGUAGGCUUAUCAAUACAUUGCUUGUAAUUGGGGUGAGGGAAGUAGAGGGAGAGAAAAUAAGACACUUACUAAGCACCUUUUAUGUGGCAGGCACUAUGCUAAGCACUAUACAUAUAUAGUGCAUAUAUAUAUAUAUAUAUAUAUAUAUAUAUAUAUUCAUAUAAAACCUGCAAGCACCCUCUAGGGAAUAUUACUAGUAUUUUCGCGCUACAGAUGAAGGUACUAAGGCUCUAAGAAGCUUAAAAAAAGGAAGCAUUUUCCUUCCAAUUUAGGUCUUACAGGUUGAGGUGGGGUUGAAGAGGGAGGGGAAGAUGGAAUUACCACCCCUAGGAAAACUUCCAGACCUGACCACAGGAAUGUCCAUCUGCUCAUGUGGAGUUUGCCCAGUCCUGCUUCUAAAGGACACCAUUUGUGUGUGUCCUCUAGAUGGUGUUUUUUCUUCCAGGGGUGGAGGGUACAGCUUCCUAGUUCAUUCCUCUUGCUAAAAGAGGUGGCAGGUUAACUGCUGUAAAUGCUCUAAGACAGUGAAACUUGACAUUAUACAUAUCUACAAGUACCAUUUUUGCACAUGGCCACUCUCCACUGAUAACUGCCAAGUACUGCAUGCAAUGUGGGUAAGAGACAAAGGCCAAAUGUUGGUUCUUAAUGAGAAAGCGACCAUGCCAGAGCCUUCCUGUCUGGUGUGAAGGACCAGGUCCCCAGUGAUGCGAACUCAUCUG